Hyaena hyaena (striped hyena) is the source of this 4855-nucleotide messenger RNA. RefSeq names its product epsin 2 (gene EPN2). Gene Ontology annotation, biological process: endocytosis. Gene Ontology annotation, cellular component: endosome; plasma membrane; clathrin vesicle coat. The record is from RefSeq and is a predicted model, not a curated record. NCBI's taxonomy places the organism in Eukaryota, Metazoa, Chordata, Mammalia, Carnivora, Hyaenidae. The coding region runs from base 473 to 2395 and encodes 640 amino acids. Gene Ontology annotation, molecular function: phospholipid binding; clathrin binding. The transcript has 10 exons.
GCUGGUGUGUGGGUGUCAAACGGAGCUAGACGCGGCGGCGGCGGAGGCGGCUGCGGCGGCGGCGGCGGGGGCUCCGCAAGCUCCGUUCGCUCCCGCCUCCUCAGCGCUACCGGCGGCCGCAGCGGCGCACCCGGGCAGGCUCGGAGGAGCGGAGGGAGGCUGGAGUAAGUUCACUCACCCCCCCACCGCCCUGACCCCGACCGACCUCAGUACCUGCCGUUUACAGACAAGACUGAGCCAGAGGCCCCUACUUUGUCGGAGGAGCGCAGGCUACAGUGAGCGUGUUUCUCUCUUCCUCCAGGUCAUGGCUUCUGGCCUCUCGGACCUGAGGCCCCAGCGGAGGACAUGACCGUCAGGGACCCUGCUUCAGGUCUGUUGCGGAGACCGAACCGUCACAGGGCACGAACUUGCCCAGGACAGGAAAGUCUCUCUCUCUGAAGGAGCUUUACAGUUUGUUGCCAAGAAAGUAAAAAUGGCGACUUCAUCUAUCAGACGGCAAAUGAAAAACAUCGUGAACAAUUACUCGGAAGCGGAGAUAAAAGUCCGGGAAGCCACCUCCAAUGACCCGUGGGGCCCGUCCAGCUCCCUGAUGACGGAGAUCGCGGACCUGACCUACAACGUGGUGGCCUUCUCUGAGAUCAUGAGCAUGGUGUGGAAGCGGCUCAACGACCACGGCAAGAACUGGCGGCACGUGUACAAGGCGCUGACGCUGCUGGACUACCUCAUCAAGACGGGCUCCGAGCGCGUGGCCCAGCAGUGCCGCGAGAACAUCUUCGCCAUCCAGACCCUCAAGGACUUCCAGUACGUCGACCGCGAUGGCAAGGACCAGGGCAUCAACGUGCGCGAGAAGUCGAAGCAGCUGGUGGCCCUCCUCAAGGACGAGGAGCGGCUGAAGGCCGAGAGGGCCCAGGCUCUCAAAACCAAAGAGCGCAUGGCCCAGGUGGCCACCGGCAUGGGCAGCAACCAGAUCACCUUCGGCCGCGGCUCCAGCCAGCCCAACCUCUCCACCAGCUACUCGGAGCAGGAGUACGGCAAGGCCGGCGGCUCGCCUGCCUCCUACCAUGGCUCGCCCGAGGCCUCGCUGUGCCCCCAGCACCGCACAGGGGCCCCGCUGGGUCAGAGCGACGAGCUGCAGCCGCUGAGCCAGCGCCACCCCUUCCUGCCGCACCUGGGGCUGGCCUCCCGCCCAAAUGGCGACUGGGCCCAGCCCUGCCUCACUUGUGACCGCGCAGCCCGAGCCACCUCCCCGAGGGUGUCCUCCGAGCUGGAGCAGGCCCGUCCCCAGACGAGCGGAGAAGAGGAGCUGCAACUGCAGCUGGCACUUGCCAUGAGCAGAGAGGUAGCCGAGCAGGAAGAGCGCCUCCGGCGAGGCGACGACCUCAGAUUACAGAUGGCCCUAGAAGAAAGCCGAAGAGACACAGUUAAAGUUCCUAAAAAGAAAGAGCACGGCUCCCACCCACAGCAGACCACUCUGUUGGACUUAAUGGACGCCCUCCCCAGCUCAGGCCCUGCUGCCCAGAAAGCAGAGCCCUGGGGCCGGUCAGCCUCAGCCAACCAGACAAACCCCUGGGGCGGGCCAGCGGCCCCAGCCAGCACUUCAGACCCCUGGUCAUCGUUCGGUGCCAAGCCAGCUGCCCCCGUCGAUCCGUGGGGCGUGCCCACCGGAGCCAGCACACACUCCAUCUCCAAGGGCUCAGACCCGUGGGCAGCGCCGCCGCAGCAGGCCCCCAGUGCCGGGAAAGCAGCCGACGCCUGGGCCGCAGCCUCGGCCGCGAAGCCUGUUUCUGCCGCUGGCGCCUUUGAUCUCUUCAGUAAUCUGAAUGGUACAAUUAAAGAUGACUUUUCUGAAUUCGACAACCUCCGAACUUCAAAAAAAACAGCUGAGGCGGUGGCCUCUCCCCCGUCCCAAAACAACGGAACGACAAGCCCCGACCCCUUUGAGUCUCAGCCCCUGACCGCCGCCUCGAGCAAGCCCAGCAGCUCCCGGAAAACCCCAGAGUCCUUCCUGGGCCCCAACGCGGCCCUGGUGAACCUGGACUCGCUGGUGACCAGGCCAGCCCCGCCGGCCCAGUCCCUCAACCCGUUCCUGGCACCAGGUGCAGCCGCAGCCUCGGCCCCUGUCAACCCCUUCCAGGUGCACCAGCCCCAGCCGCUGACGCUGAACCAGCUGCGGGGGAGCCCAGUCCUGGGGACGAGCGCGGCCUUUGGGCCGAGCCCAGGCGUGGAGCCCAUGGCCAUGGCCUCCAUGACCUCCGCGGCCGCACACCCAGCUCUGGGGGCCAGCGGCGCCUCCCUGACGCCACUGGGCCCCGCCGCGAUGAACAUGGUGGGCAGCGUGGGCAACCCCCCAUCGGCAGCUCAGGCCACCGGCACAACCAACCCUUUCCUUCUCUAGUGCCCGAGCCGGGGGGCCCACUGCAGAGCGCAUGCGCAGAGCACCUGUGCCUGAGGACGCCGAGCAGGGACUCGACUGCGAGGGGGUGGGUGUUAGGGCCGGCCGCUUCCGGCUUCCUGGUAAAAGGGUGUCCCUACGGCCCCGACCCCCAGACUCGAGCGGCGGCAGGCCUUCCCCCGGCCUGUAGCCCGACCCGGCCCCGUCGCCGCCCCGCGUCCCCCCCACCCCGAGCGUGAGGUCCUGGCUCCUGUGGAGAUUGGCCCGCUCUCUGGGGCCUUGGACGAGGUGGGGAGUUGGCGGUGUCGCCCACGCCCCGAACCUCAGCCCGAGGGCCUCUGGGACGCUGCCUGGCCCGGGCCUCGCUCGGCCGCCGUGGCUUUGCCCCCCACCUCCAGCCCUAGCAGGACCCCGGCGGUCCCAGGCGUGGGCGGAAGGAAGCACCGGCUCCACGAGGCGCUCAGCUUUUGGGGACGUGGUUGUGCAUAUUUUGUUUCCCUUUGACUCGUGUGUGAGUUCAAAGUCAACACCACCACCGUGGAGCAACUCGAAUUAAAUCCACUAGAGCAAGCUUUAAACUAAUCUGAGCAUAACCCCGCCACGUGGCUCUAUGCUUGUAUACGUUUGCACAUAUUUUGUUUAGUACAGUUUCAUAUUUGAGUUUGCAGAAUUAUCUAAUAGUCUUUUUUUGGCUAAUAUUUUUAUAACGUGGUUCUUAUUUAACUGUCUAGUUUUGAUAGAAUUUACCAGGUCUGGCUGAAUUAAGAUAUUGGCACGUGUCAUGUUAGUGGUUUAAAUCCUCUUAUUUAUGGUUUUAACUCUAAGAAAAUUUAAAUAGGGAGAGACAAAAAAAAUGCCUUAUGGAAAAACUAAAGCAGAUUCUUUAUAGGGAAAAAUAUGGGAAUUUGAUUACACAUAAAAGAUGAUGUUUAUUUAAGAAAAACAAAACCUGCAACAACAACAACAAAAUCCCAGCCUCCAGUUGCCUUUUCCUUUCUUUCACUCCCUUUUCUGGUGACUCCCCAAAUCGAUGGACUUGCAGCCUUUCGGGCUAGAUCCUGAGAGAGGCCACUUUUCUUACCAAUACGCCACUGUCAAGAAAGCGGAAGUAAAAAAAAAAAAACCAGUCCAGUGUAUGAAUGUGACUCACCAGUUUUCAUCAGCUCAUCCCCUUGGGAAACCGAAGGCUGCACAGAUGGGCAAGGACUCCCCUCUGCAGUGGAGAUCUGAAGCGGGGGAGGCGCCUUGAACCUUGUGUGUCUGUGAUCUCCUCUGUCUUAAUCUGCACUCAGGGUGGAGAUGGGGCCGGCGUGGAGAUGGCGGGAGUCUGGGGGUGCCCAGGGCUCCCUGCGGACGGCCUCUGGGCCCAGAGGGGUGAGGGGCCGGGACUGGCCCUGACCCACCCACCCACCUGCGAACUCCAGACACACACACUGCAGACUUAAUCAUCUCUUGCUUUGGAGAAGAGGGGGAAAAAGGUCAUUCUCACAAUAGAUUCUUAACAAACGUGCACUAAUCUUACCCCCCCCCACCUCCUGCUUUCCCCGCCCCACCCACCACUAUAAGAAAAGUAUGAAUUUGCGAAAUGAAGACCAGAAAGGAUCUGCUUCUCCCUGGGGAAGGGACCCCCACCCCCAUCCCCCAAUCCUGUGUCUGGUCAGCCUGCCUGGCGGGCAUUCCGGUCUUGCUUUCUGCCGGGCAUUCCGGUCUUGCUUUCUGCCAUGGACGGCUCGACCCCGACCCCAGGGCAGCGGACCCCACCCCGGCCUUCCUCCGCCCGCUCGCUGGCUCCAGGAGGAGAGGUGACCCUGGGCACCGCACAGGAGAGCUGUAAGAUGCCAGGAGGCGAGCGGGCGGAGUCACAACUGCCUGCUCAGGCCACCCCCGAGUCCUGUGUUUACCAGCUCCCCCGUGCUGCUCCCCCAGGCUGUUCUCCGGCCCCAGGAGCCGCCGAGGACCUGGGGCUGGACCGUGGGCCCCGGCCGAGUCUGGCCUCUUCCGACUUCUUCCACCAUGGGGGAGGGGGAGCCAGCGUGGGACUCGGUGGGUCGCUUCCCCAGGGAGGUGCUUUCACUCCUGUGGUGCGAGCCCGGAACCCCGUCGCAGGCCAGUAGACCAAACCUACCUACCUGGCCAGUGCCCCUUUUGUCACAGUCACGACCCCUUCCUGACGUGACUUUGAGGCCCCAACAUGAUAGCCACUGGGCCACCAAGGCCCCAGGAGACCCCGUCCCACCCCGGCCCAGGCGCCUCGUCCCUGUUGCCUGCUGCACUGAUCAUGAAGCCACCGGCCACUGCCUCGUGUGUAAGACACAUGCCAUCACGCCCCCUCCUGAUGGGCACCGUGGUAGGGGUGUCACCCAGCCGUUUUCUCAGUCCCAGGGGCCGGUGGCUGGUUUUGAACUUGUGUUGACUAUUGAUCCUUAUUUACUGUACAAAUAUAAUUUAUCAUUUGUAUCAUGA